AUGCGUUUCUACACCAUCGCCCUGUUGACUGGCGCUACCGCCGUCGCCGCUAACAGCGCGACCCUCCUCCUACCCGGCUUUGCGGGUCAGGAUCUCAAGGCUAGCAUUGUGGACACCAACGGAGAUGCGACUACCUACAAGAUCACCUGCUCCAAGACCGCCGAUGCCUGCGGUAUUGUCGGCGAGGGCAUGACCGCAAUUGCCGCACCAACCUCCAUGCAGCUGAUGAACAUCGACCUUCAGGGAACCAUUGGAACUGUUUCCUGCAACAUUGCCGGCACCACUUAUGCCUCCUGCCAGGCCUCCGCCGGCACUGCCACCCCGACGGGCACCCUGGGCCCAGAUGAUCUGAACUGGAUGCCCGUGACUAUCUCCACCACCCACACCCCGACGUCGACCACCACCUCCACCAAGGCCCCCACCAGCACCACCAGCAUCACCACGACCGAGGUGACCUCCACCACUACCCCGGCCAUCACUUCUACGUCGACCCUCGUCACCUCGACCCCCAAGAAGUCCUCAUCUCUCAUUGUCUCCGCUACUGCCUCCUCCACCCCCCUGGUCGCGGCACCCACCAACUCUGCUGUCAUCGGAACCGGUGCGCCUGCCUCUUCCUCGACUCCCUUCAACGCCGCCGGCCAGCUGGCAGGCAGCAUCUGGACCGUUGGUGGUGCCUUCAUGGCUCUUGCCUGCGUUUUCGCGUAA
Messenger RNA from Penicillium concentricum, 705 nucleotides. RefSeq names its product putative GPI anchored glycoprotein. Bases 1 to 705 code for a protein of 234 amino acids. The transcript has 3 exons. NCBI's taxonomy places the organism in Eukaryota, Fungi, Ascomycota, Eurotiomycetes, Eurotiales, Aspergillaceae. The record is from RefSeq and is a predicted model, not a curated record.